AUGAGUAUGUAACUCACUUAAAAACCAGCUACUCUCUAUUAAGUACGUUAAUCAUCUGUUACACCACCUUAAAAAUAACAUCUCAAUCCUAACUAUAUGAGUUGUUAGAAAAUGAGAAUGUAAUAUUAUAUAUAAUAUUCAUAGGAGCAUUAUUGAUUAAUUAUCACCAAUCAAAGAUUUACCUGUUAAUCAAAGUUAAAGAAGUUCUUUUUAUUAAGUUAGAGGUAAAUCUGGAUCUACUGCUACCUUAAUGCCAAAUAAAACUUAAUCCAAUAGAUUAUUAGAUUCAACUAGUUUUAAUACUACAUUAAAUUACACAUAAGAAAGCCAUUUUGAUAAAAAAAGUAAUACUCUCCCUAAAACAAUCAAAAUCAAUAAUUUCGAAAUUUUAAAAGAUCAACUUAGAUUUGCUAUUUGUUAAUUAGAAGAUCUUAAAAAAUCAUUUGAUAAAGUUGUUUAGAGUUAAUUUGAUUAAGUUAUUUAAGUGAUCAAAUCUUCUUCUUAAUUAUCUAAUUCAUUAGUUGAAGAAAACAUUUAGAUAAAAAAUCAAUUAAAUUCAUAGCAAAGUAAUUCAGAGUAUGAUAAACUCAAAUUAAUAAUGGAAUAAUUACAAUAAAAAAUUACUCUUUUGGUUAAUGAUAAUUCCAAAUUAAAUCAUACAAUUAAUUAUUAGCAAGAAGAAAAUAAAAAACUUAAUUAAUAAAUAUCAGAAUCAGACAAAAGAUAUUAAGAUUUGUUGUUAUCAUAAUAAAAUAGACAAUAUAAAGAAAAUAUGAACCCAAAUAUUAACCAUAAUCUACAAAUUAAUAAUCAUCCAAAUUCCUCUAAUACUAAAAGUAAUUAUACAUAAAGAGAACUAAGUUAUAAAUUAGAAUAAGCGGAAAUCAAAUUAUUAACUCUGUAAAUAAGCAAUGAUAAUCUCAGAUAAUAAUUACAACAUACUUAACUAGAUCAUUAAACUUUUCAAUAAUUAAAAGAAACCAUAGCCUCUUUGGAAAUUAAAUCAUAGAGCUUUUUAAAUUAGAAAGAUUCUCUCCAAUAAGAGAAUGACCUUUUAAAUCAAAAAAUAUAGAGUCUUGAAAAAUAAUUAAAAGAUUAAACUCAAAAAUCAGAAUAUAUUGUAUACAUUAAUUAAUUAGAAAAUGAUUUAAAAUAAGUUAGACAAGAACUAAAUAAUAAUCAUUAGACCAUAAGUUCUCUUAACAAUACAAUAUCUUAAUUGAAAGAACAAAUAAGUAUAUUAACAAUUUAAAAAGAUUAAUCUGAAGUAUAAACUUUUUUAAUAAUAAUAGAAUACCUAUAUAUAAUAGGUUUAAUCUUAAUAAAAUGAAUUACAAUAAGCAAGUUCGAGAUACUAAAUAUUAUGGUAAGAAAUAUCUGAAAUGAGAGAACGUUUAGAAUAAAGAUAAAUCUAAGAGGAUAGUCAUAAUAUGUUAUCAAAUGCAGAAAAAGCUUUAUUUGAAACUUAGAUAUCUAAUUUAAAUGAUAAAAUAAAAGAUUAUGAAUAAAUUCUUCUACAUUAUGAAUAAAAAUCAAGGUAAUUAAUGAGUAUUAGAUUAGAUAAUUAGAGCAAUAAUUGAGUUAAAAUUAAUUGGAAAUGGAUAAUUAUAAGAGGCAAUUAGAACAUAUGAAUAAUUAUAAUAAUAGUUCUUUGGAAAUACAGGAAUUGCAAUGGAAAAUGAAUCAAUUAAGUAAUAUUUUUAAUUUAGUAGUCAGAUUAAAUAAUUUAAAGAAAGGAGAAGGAUUAUUAAGUAAAACUAGAUGAAUUACAAUAAGUAAAAUAAGGAUUUGAGUAAUAAGUAAAAAAGAACUAGAAUUUAGAGAUGAGAAUCUUACAUUUCAUGGAAUAAGAAGUGAAGACAAACGCCAAUUUCAUAAGAAAAUAGUGA
This is a messenger RNA of Paramecium sonneborni, 1889 nucleotides long. NCBI's taxonomy places the organism in Eukaryota, Ciliophora, Oligohymenophorea, Peniculida, Parameciidae. The record is from the annotation of a GenBank genome assembly.